CUUAAUUCAGUCUAGAAUAUUUUCCGGCACGAGAUUAAAAUUUAUAAAAUAAAAAUACUAUAAUACAGAAUGUGGCCAUUAGUUUACGGAUUUUUAAGAUCAAAUGCAAGAUAUGUUGUGUUUCCAGUGGCUGUCGUGAUUGGUGUUAUUGGAUAUAAUGUUGAAAAUCUAGUGUCUUCAAAAUAUACACCCUACAAUCAGAGCAUAAUACAGCAAAGAAUCGAAAGACAAACAUCAGAGGCUGAAUUAACAAAGAUCAAUAAUGCUACUUAUGAAAAUGUCUUGGAGAAGAAUUUAUCGGAAAGUUUGAGGGCUAAGAAGUGAAGAAUAGAUUCUGUACAUAAGAUUGAUUUACUUAAGUUAAUAAAUUGUAUAGCACAGUAAUGCUUCUUUAAUAGG
Messenger RNA from Chironomus riparius, 399 nucleotides. The record is from the annotation of a GenBank genome assembly. Lineage: Eukaryota; Metazoa; Arthropoda; Insecta; Diptera; Chironomidae.